AUGCGUGUUGAACUAAAAAACGUUUACAUUAGCAGCUAGCUUAUAUUUUAAAAGCGUAAAAAUGCCAAAAGACAUAUCAUCAUCAUCUUCAUCUUCAAGCGAGGAUGAAGAGGAUACUGGUGCCAUGGAAACAACUGCGCCUCAGGGAGAAACCGGAAAGAAGAACAGGAGGUUUGAGUGUCCCGAGGAGUUUGUGUCGUUCUGCCACGUCCCCUGCAGGAGCACGCUGGCAGACAAUCUGAGGAACAACCAGAACGAGUUGUGGCUCAUUAAAGCUCCUGCCAGCUUCGACCCUCAGCGCUUCAGCGGCGUUAAGGUUCCCCUCACAGGCCUGCAGACCCUGAAGGUUCCUUCCGCCUCCACCGGUGGGUCCAGCCAGCAGAUCUACAGCGUCCUGGCAUCGACCCGCUGCCCCGCAGAUCUUCACCUGCUCACCAGCGAUAAUCAGACAUCGGACGGCUUCGUCUUCGCUCCCGCGUUUUCCGGCCUGCUGAACAUCUGCGAGAGCUACGGAGACAGCAGCACCAACCAGGUCCCUCACGUCAUCCCUGCCGCUCCGCCUCCCUCCAUACCCCCCGGCCUCAAACAGCGCUUCCACCCCUUCGGCAGUAAGACCCCCACUCUCACCUACGUGGCCGAGGACGAGGCGGAUGGUGCUGCGUUUGGACCUUCGUCCACCACCCUCCGGCCUCUGGUGAUGAAGCAGUUCAUUGAAGAAGGGGGUUCUGUGGACGACGAUGACAAUGAGGAGGAAGGCAGGAAAAAGAAGAAGAAGAAGAAAAACAAAGAGAAGCGGAUAAAGUCGGAACAGGUGGAGCUUCUGCUGAAAGUGAAGCGGGAACCUUUCGAUGAAAUCCCGGAUGAACGUAUGACCGAGGUCCCCUUCCAGGACGACGUUCAGCAGGCUGAGAAGACGACGACGAAGAAGAAGAAGAAAAAGAAGAAGGAGGAGGACAGGGAGCGAGAGGAGAUGGAGGAAGGACUGGAGCACAGUGUCAGAGUCAAGGUGGAACCAGUUUCUGUGAAAUGUGAACCGCUGGACAUUUUAUAUGGCGACACAGCAGAGAGCUCAGGGAAGAAGAAGAAAAAGAGCAAGAAAAGGAAACUGGAGGAGGACUAAUUGUUUGGACAUUUAUUGCAUCUUUUUAAAUGUAUUUUGCAAACAUGAACGCUUUAAUCAUAUGAAGUUAUGAAGCUGAUCUAUUUUGAAUCUUUAAUGAUGUUUUCCUCACAUUUUAACCUCGGUGAUGCAACAGCAGCUUUAGGAAGAAGUGACGGAUGGAAAAUAAGGACGUUUUGUUCCAGUUCCUGUCAGCUGGUGGUGGAUUUAUGGCUUUAAAGCCACUCUGUCGAUGUAUCCAUUCACACAACCAACAGCGCUGCUCUGGCAGCCCAGCUGAUGAAGACGUAAUGAGAUUCUGUCGCCAUGAGAGUUACUGGUUGUUUUUCAGCUGAAUGUUUCAGGAAUGAUAUGUAGACACAAAAUCUGGAACUGAAUAAAAGUUUAACGA
This is a messenger RNA of Cyprinodon variegatus (sheepshead minnow), 1511 nucleotides long. RefSeq names its product CD3e molecule associated protein (gene polr1g). Gene Ontology annotation, biological process: transcription by RNA polymerase I. The record is from RefSeq and is a predicted model, not a curated record. NCBI's taxonomy places the organism in Eukaryota, Metazoa, Chordata, Actinopteri, Cyprinodontiformes, Cyprinodontidae. The coding region runs from base 62 to 1120 and encodes 352 amino acids. The transcript is spliced from 3 exons.